This is a messenger RNA of Suillus bovinus, 2451 nucleotides long. RefSeq names its product CHAT domain-containing protein. Gene Ontology annotation, molecular function: protein binding. The record is from RefSeq and is a predicted model, not a curated record. The transcript has 2 exons. The coding region runs from base 1 to 2451 and encodes 816 amino acids. Lineage: Eukaryota; Fungi; Basidiomycota; Agaricomycetes; Boletales; Suillaceae.
AUGUAUCAUCUAUCUCUAUCCAGCUCGGACGAUUUCCCUCAAGCCAUUCGCACAACCGAUUUCCAGCAGGAGCGGCCUGCCGCACCUAUACUUCUGUUAUCGCCAAAACAGUUUCUUCAUCGAGCACAGCGGUGUUUGGAGAGAAAUGAACCCUGUGCCUUAGAUGAAGUGAUAUCCCUUCAUUAUGAUGCAUUGGGAUACUACAAUACCGGACAUGCUUACCGAGGGCAAUUGCUAUGCAAUCUGGCUGUAAUGCUGGGAACUCGCUUCCAGCGUCGAGGCAAUGGUAAAGACUUGGAUCAGGCCAUCACGCUUCAUACGGAAGCGCUGGCCUUGCGCCCGGUCGGUCACAGAAAUCGGUCUAUGUCAUUAGGUAACCUCGCGAACCAACUCUCCUCCCGCUUUCAUCACCGAGGCAACGACGAAGACUUGGAUCAAGCUAUCGCACUUCACAGGGAAGCGCUGGCCUUGCACCCGGUCGGUCACACAGAUCGGUCCACGUCAUUAAAUAACCUUGCGACUGAACUCUCCUACCGCUUUGAGCACCGAGGCAACGACGAAGACUUGGAUCAGGCUAUCGCACUUCACAGGGAAGCGCUGGCCUUGCGCCCGGUCGGUCACACAGAUCGGUCCACGUCAUUAGGUGACCUCGCGAUUCAACUCUCCGUCCGCUUUCACCACCAACACAAUAGAGAAGACCUUGAGGAGUCACGAGAGAACCUCCGUUGUGCAUUGGCUCUGAUGAUGCAACAUGAUCCUCGUCAAUUACCAGUCCAUAGGGCGCUGGCUAGUGUUUGUUUGUCGUCGCAUCGUUCAAGCCUUGGCGAUACCGGCCCAGGUGAAGACACCGAUAGUCUGGAUGCUGUCAUGCAUCAUCUCAAGGCAGCAGCAAAUAUUGUCCCUGGAGGCUUGCUAUCCCGCCUGCGAACAAGCAUAUGCAACUUCCAUGCAACUUCCAUGCAACUUCUGGACGCUUAUAUGUCUACAACGUCCUCAGUAUCGUCUCGUCACAAUAUCAUGAAGGACUUCCCAAGUACACUUGCCGUUGAUGCUGCAUGCUGUGCUCUUCGUAGUGGUGAUGUGUAUCGCGCUGUCGAGUUGUUGGAACAAGGCAGGACUAUCAUCUGGACCCAGAUGACACGACUCCGCACCCCUCUUGAUAGCCUUCAGACUCACGGCGAUCAUGCAGUAGUCCUGAUGAAGAGAUUCAGAGACCUCAGCUCCCUCCUCGAUAAACCUCCUGUAAACUAUUCAGAAGGAAACUCAAGAGUCGAUAUAGAAGCAGAGGAAACCCGGUACAGAUGCCUAGUGGGGGAGUGUAAUAGAGCUGUAGAAGAGAUCCGGAAGAUUGAGAGCUUCUCCCGCUUCCUCCUUCCCCCCUUAUUUUCUGAUCUUCAAGAUGCAGCUCGUGAUGGGCCUGUUAUCGUGCUCAUCACAAGCGAGGCGUCGUGCCACGCCAUUAUCACCCCGCACAAGCAACCUCCGACUAGCAUUCAACUCCCUACCGAUUGGCAGAAACUCGUCAAAUUGGUACCAGCACUCCGAGAGGCAGUUGAAAAAGAGCCCGGUCCUAAAGGGAACCAAACAGCGCUGAUCAAAGCUUUGAGAGAGUUGUGGAACGGUGUGGUUGGCCCGGUGGUCGAAAGUCUGGAUGGAAUCGCACGACCAGGUUCCCGACUAUGGUGGUGCCCAACGUCUCUCUUCAAUUUCUUGCCAUUACAUGCUGCUGGCGAGUACAGGCCAAAGGGAAAGUCCCUUUCGCAGCAGUAUAUCUCUUCAUACACGCCAUCGCUCACCGCGCUGAUCAAGGCUCGCAGAAGUCGUGAAAGGUCCUUGUCGGUGCCCUUCAUUGCCAUCGGUCAGGAUUGUCCAGCUGGUGCCUCAUUCACUUUGGAUGCUGUAGAGCCUGAGCUGGAGUUGGUGCGGGGACUUUUGCCCCCUCCCCCUACUGUUUCCUUCUUCAAGGUCACCAGCGUUGAUGCCACGAAAUCAAGAGCGCUGUGUGCAUUGCGGGACAAUACUUGGCUCCAUCUUGCGUGUCACGGGACACAAAAAGUUGACGAACCCUUCAAGUCAGCCUUUCUUAUGCGCGAUCAGCCGCUUUCGCUCCUCGAUAUCAUGCAAACGGAUCUGUCUCGGCAUGAAUUUGCGUUUCUUUCGGCCUGUGAGACCGCAGUCGGUGACUUUGAUACGCCCGACGAAGUGAUACACCUAGCGGCUGGCCUGCAAUUUGCCGGGGUUAACAGCGUCGUGGGGACAAUGUGGAAGGUCACCGAUAGUACCGUGCAGCACUUAGUCAAGGCAUUCUACAAAAACUUAUGCGGGGAUGGUCCAAUGGAUUCCAAACGAGCCGCCUGGGCGCUGCACCGAGCGGUCCAAUCGUUGGCUUGUGAUGAGGACAUCAUAAUGCCCUUGGACCAGCGCAUAGUGUUCUUGCAUAUUGGCAUAUGA